Messenger RNA from Styela clava, 8506 nucleotides. RefSeq lists its product as uncharacterized. Gene Ontology annotation, cellular component: endoplasmic reticulum exit site; ER to Golgi transport vesicle membrane. The record is from RefSeq and is a predicted model, not a curated record. Lineage: Eukaryota; Metazoa; Chordata; Ascidiacea; Stolidobranchia; Styelidae. Gene Ontology annotation, biological process: Golgi organization.
UUCAAAACUUUUAAGCAGAUAAUAACAUAUUAUACCUAAGUCUUUUACCUAGUAUAUCAUUACUUUGUUCUGAAUCUUAUUACAUCUGAUUUCAAUAAUGCUGUAAUUUCACACACAAAAUUUCAACAGGAAAGAGUAUACAGUGGAGUGAUGUAAAGUACAAUGUCUUCAGAAGAGAAGGAACCUUAUUUUCAUGGGCCAUCUGUAACACCUAGCUCUGGACAAGGAGGGUUGUACCAUCCCGAUAUGGCUGCAUCUACUAAUCCAUUAGGUCAAAUUCAACCUCAAUCAAGUAUUGCACCACCGCCCCAACCAACACCAAUGUUCUAUAAUCCGAAUGAUUAUGGUGGCGCUGCUUCAAGUCCGUGGAAUUUAAUGAAUGCCAUGCCUCAGUCUUCCCAGCAACAACAAUAUCAUAUGAAUGGACCUUCUAUGGGAGAUAACACAAUGGGUUUGCAAGGUACUCAAGCAUAUUUUGGUGGAGUUGAUUCUAAUUCGUCUGCUUCAUCAAGUCAACACACAUCACCAGCACAUGUUCCACAUCAGAAAGUCAAUGAUAUGCCUCUUGAAGCUCCUCAAUAUGAACCACAACUUUAUUCUACUAAUGCUAAUGCGUUAUUCCCCCAAGCAUCUAACAUAUCACCACCAGCUCAAUCUUACAAUCCUCAUUAUGUCGCAUCGGAAGGAAUGAAUUUAUCUAAUACAAUUCCACCGCCAGGUGGAGCCUCUGGACAACAUGGAUACACUCAUCCGACUGCGUCUGGUCUCUUUGUCCCGAAUUCUGAAAUGAAUAACACUCCUCUCCAGAAUUAUAUGAACCCCGCUCAACACGAGCCAGCUUCUGUAAGUCCCCAGUUAAAUCAGUAUUCUGGUAAUAUACCUGAUGUUAUGGAUAUACAAUCACACAUGCCUGAACAACAUGAUGAACAGAAUGAAAUCAAGUAUGAAAGCGUGAGUCCAAUUAAUCCUAUGGAUCUGCAUAAUGGAACUCAUGCUACAGAUUAUGUCAAUAAUCCUGUUACAAGUGAUCAAAGUUAUAUGAAUAUGGCUUACAGCAAUCACGAUACAAACUAUUCAGGAGGUCCUGUCCCUUCUCAAAUGCAACCAGUAAAUGCGUAUAUAAGUGGAGAAUUCCAGGUCGAUGCUUAUCAGCCAUCCAAUAUGAUGAUACCUGCUUCAUCAAGUCAAGAUUAUGAUAUCCUACAUUCACAGGGUACUUGGAAUGAACACAAUCAGGUUACUGUUUUGGAACAUGCUCAACAAGAUAUAAGAGGUGCUGAAGGAUUGGAACAAAGGGAGGAGGCUCGAGCGGAAGAAGUUGUGACUGAUGAUAUGCAACAGCCUGAAACUUUUUCAUCUGAAGAAAUAAUCCCAACUGAUGACAAAACAAACAAAGAUAAUCUAGCAGAAGGACAUUCACAACAGGUCUUUGAUAUGAAUGCUCAAACAGAACAACCGCCACUUCAUCAACCUUCAGUAUCACUUUACGAACCUGUUGGCGCUUCAGUAGAUAGUCACAUCUCACCCCAACAGAUGCACAAUCCAGGAUUGCACAUGGAAACUAAUUCUGUACAGUCUCAUUUCUCAAAUUUGAAACUUUCGGAGGGUGACGAUACGAUUAAUAACAAUGAAAAUGGAUCGUUACGACCUAUGAGCCAUGAAAACCACCCAGAUAUUGUUUUAUCACCUGAAACUCGACAGGCUAAUUUACAUUUGAAUGAAUAUAGUAGGGGAUCUCCACCACCACACAGUGCUGCAGAUUAUCAAAUUGAAAGCAAUCAACAAUCAUAUGAAAGUCAAAACGAUCAAAAUAUAGAAUUAUCAGCGCCCAGUGCAUCACAUCAGCAAUCGGAACAUCAAAUUUUAACGUCAGUGCCAUCUAUGGGAGAACCUGAACCUGAAACAGCUGACCCUCCCCAAGUGAGUGAAAGUCCGAUUCCAGCCGAUGGACUUCAUCCGAGACAAUCGGACGUUGUUGAUCCGGGACCACACCAUUUUGCGUCACCAACUUCAGCUUUUGAGUCUCGUAUUCGGAGCCAGAGCACAGGAUCUAAUAACAGUAAUGCAUCAUCGCAACGAUCUGCUACUAGCCAAGCCAACCGAACUACCCAAAAUCGGAAUAUACCUUCUGGAUCUGUGGCCAAUCCUCCCAGCUCACAGGAAUCUGCCGCAAGACAAUCAAGCGUCCCAACAUCGAAUCCUUUUAGUACAAAUACAAUGCAUUCGUCACACCUUGGUAGUCAACUAGGGGCUGCUGUGAGUGCUUCAGCUGCAGAACCGACUAUUCCACCUAUUCCAGACAUUGUGCGACCAUUACCUAGCGAACAAGGCAGUGAAAAUCUCCGAACUGGGGCUACAGUGCCAUUGUCGUCAAACCAUUCUUUACAUAGCCAAGCGCUGGGACAUAGAACUAUGUAUUUGCCGGAUCCACACGCUGUCUCUAUUUCCACAACACAAGCUUCCUCCACAAGAUCUCAGCCCGAUGUUAUUCAGUCACCACCAGAACGAGAAGCCACUCGGUUGCAAGCGUCUGCUGAAAAUACUCAUACUGUGAUGGCACUCAAGACGAGUAUCCCGCAUUCUGGUAAUCCACCGGUAUCAAGUGCACCAAGUAUUCCGACAGUUUUGCAGCCUACUUCGGUAAACAGCGACCCGUACUUAUCAAGAUCUUUAUAUAACACUCACUCCGAUCAAUCUCAAUCACAACCAGCUGCUGUAAAUACUAACAACCAAGAACAUACUAAUCCACCAGAAGUAGAACAACCAUCUGAGAGAGUUGUACCAUUGCCCACUUCAUCGUCUGCGACGCAUUUGCCGCAAGCAACAGAUGAUGGCCCCUCUAGGGACCAGGAUAAUAGUUUAAGACAACAUCCUUCUGAAUCUCACAGACAAGAUGAGGAUUCUUGGUAUCGGGGACAAUCGGACCGUGACCACUACAGUGAUCGAGGUGAAUCCCGAGAUCCAAGAGAUUCUCGGGAUCCAAGAUGGGACGAUUAUCAUCGGAGACAUCCAGAUGAUUAUGAAAGGCGGGAUCCUAGAGAGGAUUCUAGGUAUUCUCGCGAUAGAUCAUGGGAUCCUAGAGAUCGUGAUGACAGACAUUCAAGAUACGACGAGAUUCCCAAAGCAAAUUCUGAGCGCAACUCGAGACCUUCAUCAAGGCAAGGGGACCCAGCUGCUACUAACUACUCAAGACGAUAUGAUGAUAGGGACUAUGGAAGAGAAUAUGACCGAUAUUAUUCGAGAGACAAAUAUUAUGAUGAUAGAUAUCACGAUUAUGAUAGAAGGGAUCCAUACUAUCAGUCUUACGACAGAAGAAACGAUAGAUAUUAUGAACAACAUCACAGGUAUCCUGAUGCGUAUCAUAGAAGAGGUUAUGAAGAUUAUUAUUAUGACUCGUAUUACAAUGACUAUCGAUAUCAUCGACGUCCGGAAGAUGAAGAUACGAGAAGCGUUUAUAGCGAAAGGUCAAGGGUUAACGAACCUGAUCCGUCAGCAGAUAGGAAUUGGGAAUCUAGACAAUCAUAUGCCGAUCAAAGCCAUUAUGAUUACAACUCUUCGCAUGGCUACGACAGAAGAUAUUAUGAUGACAGUAUUAUGGAUGAAUCUACUCUAUCUAAUACAUAUGAUGAAUCAUGGCAAAGGCUCCCCCAAGUUCCUUCAAGACAAACACCAGCGAAAUUUUCAACUGCACAUACAAUAUUUCGUUUUGGACCUGGUGGACAGUUAAUCAAGGUUUUACCGAAUCGUCCUAUGGAAAAUCAACCAACUACUGUUGAAAUUCACAGCUUGGAAAUUAUGUUACAAGGAAACCCAGAAGCUGAAGAUUUACGAUCAUAUGCUGGACCUUUAUCAAAAGAAAAUACUCACAAGAAUGACGUUCUACAAUUUGUAUCAUCAAGAUCAUUAGAAAGUAUGAAAGAUAUGGAUUUAUUAGACAGACGUUCCACUUCACUCAUCUGGGAUUUUCUUGCUUUACUUGUUAGGCAAAAUGGGUCUGUUCUUGGUACUGACAUUGCUGAGUUGUUGACGAAAGAUCAUUCUGGAAGUUUUGAUUUAUUGCAAUCACCAUUAGAAGCAAGUAGACAGAGACAACUGCAAUUACAGUUACAUAGAACUACUACACCUAAUUCCAUAUCAGAUGAUGCAACAGCUGGUAGUACAGCUUCACCAGUACCUGAUCAUGUCGAGUCUAGUUCGAUUCACAGUGUUGAGAUCUUAUCAGCUGCGGAGAAAAAUUGUAACAGAUUUCGAGAAUUAUUACUUCAUGGCCGAAAGAAGGAUGCACUUGAAUGGGCAAUGAAGAUGGGUCUGUGGGGACAUGCUCUUUUACUCGCAAGCAAAACCGACAGUCGUACCCAUGCUCAAGUUAUGUUAAGAUUUGCAAACUCUCUUCCUAUCAACGAUCCGUUACAGACUGUUUAUCAAUUGAUGUCAGGAAGGCAACCUGCUGCUGCUACGUGUGUGUCUGAAGAAGGAUGGGGUGACUGGCGUCCACAUCUCGCUAUGAUUCUAUCAAAUCCUACAAGUAGUGCUUCGUUAGACAUGAGAGCCGUAUUAACAAUGGGAGAUACAUUAUCAUCAAGAGGAUUACUUCACGCAGCUCAUUUUUGCUACCUAAUGUCAUCCACACCUUUAGGUUAUUACGGUCGACCAACGAGCAAAAUGGUUUUAUUGGGUGCCAAUCACACGUUAUCUUUCCUUGAAUUUGCUUCCCUGGAUUCAAUAAGAAGAACAGAAAUCUAUGAAUACGCCAUAUCACUCGGUAAAAAUCAGAGAUCAUCGGAUGCUGCUACUGUCUUGCCGACUUUCCAACUUUACAAAUUUAUUUACGCAUGUAAACUGGCAGAAUAUGGACUUAUCGCUCAAGCUUUACAUUACUGUGAACGAAUUGCCAAAUCAGUGUGUCGAAGUCCAACUUCUUAUUCAUUUACAUUGGUGAAUCAACUGGUGAAUGUGUCAGAUCAGCUUCGGCAUCACGACCCACAAAUUCACGCUGGAAUGGCAGAUGGUGAAAGCCCAAGGUGGCUCGAAACUCUUCGUAAUAUUAACAGCCAAAUACAGUGUAAAUUGAUAGUUCCUAGGACUGGGAAUGAUAAGAGUGGUUUGAUUGUGCCGCGUAUACAUGGGCCAUCUUCAUUACUAACUGUUUCCAAUACCCCAUCUAUCGUAUCAACGAGUCCAACUUCGGAAAGUCCUAACGAUGAAAUACGGUUUUCUGCUCAUACUCCAGAACAAGAUGACGACGAUGUACAAGAUUCAGGGUUGCCAGAUUCGAAUCCAUCUGUUCAAAACUAUGGCCACCAUCAGCAAUACAAUACUGGUUACCAAACUCAACAAGUUCAGAUGUAUUCUGCCACAGAGAACCCAUCUGCUGUUCCUACCCACGAUCCGCAUAUGCCUUCAAAUAUGAUGAUGCCAGAUGGAGCGAUGCAACAACACUCUGAAAACUAUUCACAAGGACAUCAAAGUCAAUUUCAACCACAAGGUCCACAAGGAUAUGGAAUGCAAUCAAACUAUCAGCAAUUCAUGCAACCUAGUGGACAACCGUAUGCUCAGCCAUCUGUACAACAAGCACAAGGAUUUGAACAUCUUGCUAAUCAAGCAAAUCCUCUGGCCUCUGCCGGAUUUUCUGCUCCAACAUCACAAACGAUGUACCAACAUCAAAACAACUACGGCUUUAACACAGAACAACAACAACAACCAGAUGAAGAAGCAGAAAGAAAUGAUCAAGUUGAUUAUUAUGACUAUAUGUCCAAUGCGCACAAAGUACAUCACGGGGGAAGAGCUGGCUCACCAAGGUCUCGUACUGUUUCACAAAGUUCUCAACGAUCUAGAGCAAGCACAUUGAAGGGUUAUGAUCGUACAACGCCUACUUCUAUGAUGAAUCAUACUGAGAAGCAAGGUCGAAGGUCAAGGACAACAUCCGAAAAUUCAACCGGUAGACGAUCACGAAAAACGAGUGGAGAGCAAACUCAUCAAUCUAAACAGAAAAAGAAGGAUGAUAUAAAAGAUGAUACAGUAAAGAAAUCAGGAUCUUGGUCGUUAUUUAGUUGGUUGUCAAGAAGAGCAUCCAAGCAAGUGCAUUUACCUGAUGAUAAUAAUAAAGAUAUUGUAUGGGAUAAUGACCAGCAACGAUGGGUUGAUAAAAAUGCGACAGAAGAAGAUUCUGCUCCAUUGGCACCACCACCUAUAGAUGAUAAUAAAAGUCAGGCAAUCCAUCAAGGUCAAAAUCAACAACAACUCGGUCAAGUCCCAACUACCGCUGCCCCACAACCACUUGGCCCUACACCUGGUGAAGCUCAACUUACAGCAAAUAGAUUCUCUUUGAAAAACUUGGGAGGAAAUCGUUCAAUGUAUAAAAAUGCCUUCAGUAGUUCGAGUACACCAGCUGUUGCACCAGCACCUCCAGCAUUACUGCCUGGUAUGCAGAAUACAAAUCAACCCAAAUUUACAGGGUUUAUGGUUCCUAAUCCAGUUCCGACAUCACAACCAACUUCAGAAGAACCUACACCUGCUGCUGCCAGUACACCCAUGCAUGGACACAACUCCAAUGCUGAAACAAUUCCGAUGUUUACCCCCGGUAACACACCACAUGGGUCAUCGAUUGAUUUCAGACAACCUUUUAACCACGGUGGCGGGCAUUCUAGUUCAAGUUCGCUUAGUUCAUCUGCUAGAGAAGUUCGAAAUUUAACAAGUGUAUUGGAAGAAGAGGGUUCCAAUUUUGUUAACGAACCUCAGCUAUCUGCUGCUUCUGGAAACGAUAAUGCUGCUUCUGGACCAGGACCAACCAUGUUUUUUAACCCAGCACAAUUUUCUGCCCCCGCUUCUCACCCUAGUAUGCCAUCAGGUGGGGGUAGAGGAAAUGCAUUGAGACGGGGUAGAGGCCGAACAGGUGGAUAUGCUGGAAGGCGAUGAACGUAAUAAUUCCUGCAUCUAAGUACUGUAAUCGUGCUUUAAGACUUGUGCGCAUUGGAUUCUAUACUUUUUGUUUGGUUGAAGAUUUAUUGUUGAUUUAUGUGUAGUCAAGUAUGAUUCAUCUGUUUGGGACUUGAUCAAGAAUAAAUAUGAUUGGAUCAAUUACUACCAUAUUUAAUUUGAAACUAUAGUUCACUUUAAUGGUGGGUAUAUUUCCUAGCAUUGCAAAUCCUCGGCAAGAAUAUUACAUGAACACAUAGAAAGUAUGUGAAAUUUUUUCACGCUAAACUGUCUCAUGAGUUGGUUGACACUAUUCAAUAAUGUCUAUUAUGCUUAAAAAAUGCUCUUUCAAUUUUAUAAAAUGCAAUGAUAAUGGAACUAUCAUUGUUACAAUCGUCCACCAACAUAUAGUGCAAUUUUGUGUGUUGUACAGAGCGAAUAAGAAUGUUGCUUUCUAUUCGAGCAGAUUAUUUUGUUUAACAUUUUUCUUUGCCGCAAAUGUGUUGCGUUUUACUAUUAGAUAAUAGAGAAAGAUGAUUGGUUUAAUAUAUUGUAGUGAAUGUUUCUUGUACUAGUCCAGCUUUUUUCUUCUAUUUAUGAUAACUUUGAGGUUAAAAAAGGCAACAUUCUUUGAAUAUUCAUUGCGGAUAUGUCAUGACUAUCUGUGCGUCUGAUGUGAUAAUACAACAUUUUAUUGACUGUAUAUAUAAAAUAUCUAAAUUUAAGGGUUCGAGACAAAAUGUGAAUGUAGAAAUUUUAAAAUAUUAUGAAGAAAUAGGUGUUCUUUAAACUGAUAUCUAAUCAUUGUUAGAAUUGAAGUAUUUUAAUUAAAAGUUAGUUUUAAUAUCAAAAUUAUAAGUUUUCCCAAAAACUUUUCAAUUUUCAGCCUCAAAAUUUUGUUGCUAAAACUAAAAGUACACUUUAAUUCUUUUAAAUAUGUUAUUAGUAAUUUGGCCAACCUGCUGCGAGUUUCCGUGUUCCUAUGAAUAUUGCAAAGAUAGCUGUACAAAUAUAUUUCUGUGCUUUAUGCUGUGAGCAAGUUCUUGGUGUAUUGCUCGCAUAUAUGGUGUGUAGGUGAACGGCUAUAGUAUUUUAAUUAUUAUUUUGUGUGCUUAGUAAGACUAGGAUAGCCAUGACCAUGUUAAAAAGAAUUGGCAGAUGUUUGUUUGUUGUAGCAUAAUUUUUUUUUCCUUUAUUUUGUUUCAUGUCUACGCUUAUUCUCAAUUUGUGGAGAAUUUUGAGGAAUUCACUGAAGUUUUUCUGUUUUUGCUUGUAAUUGUAAUAUAAUGCAUCAUAAUUAGUGUCAAAAUCUGGCUGAUAUAAUCGAAAUAUGUGCAAUUUUAGCGUCAUCCGUUAGGCUAACAAUUACUAUUUCCAAUUGUUUGAGCAUUGGUUUGCUUCUAAUGUAAUAUUUUUCUCUUGUUCUAUAUUCUGCUCCAAGAGGAUUGAAAAAUUUGGUUGAUCCCAAUGAAGAAUAUGAAGAGUUCAUGAUCUUGUUGUAAAUUAAAGUAUAGUCCCGUUUGGUUGGAUUUAUUGAUGAAAAUAAUAAUAAUGUUGGCGAUUAAGGUUCAAUAAAGAUAUUUACGAGUAA